GUCGAGACAACCUUACCUGGAAUAUUCUAUCACCCACUGGCGGAUGGUCGUCACAAUGCUGAACAUGCUUACAACGAACGAUCUAGUUCUAAUCGACGGUAACACGGGUUCGUUAUUUGUUAUGUCACUAAGAUUGUCUAUAAUAUCUUCUUCCACCCACUCAGUCAGUUCCCAGGCCCAGUCUCCCACGCCCUUUCUCGCCUUCCCUAUUGCUACUAUGCACUCUUAGGGACGGUUGGGAAUCACACUUCAGUCAAUAUUGUUCUACCCCAUGUUCAGAACACUUCUAUUGUUUUUGGUUCCGAAAUCGCUCCAUGACGCCCAGAAGAAGCAUAAAGCCUUUACCACGACUAAAAUGCUCCGCCGACUGGCUAUCACCGAAGAUCGGCCGGAUCUGAUCAACACUCUGCUAAAGAAAAAAGAAGAUUUGGGCCUGGGCAUGGACCACCUGAUCGCUAACGCCGAGAUCCUGAUUAUUGGAGGCUCGGAGACCACAGCGUUUCUGUUGAGUGGAGUCACCUAUUUCCUUCUCGAGAACCCUGGAGCUCAUCAAAAUCUGAGGGACGAAGUUCGGUCCACUUUCCGCAGCCAAGAUGAGAUCAACCUGAUCAGUGUCAACAAAUUAUCCUAUAUGCUUGCGUGUCUUGAUGAAGGUUUGCGUAUGUACCCACCCAUAGCAAACGCAAGCGUGGGUCUAUCUAUCCCCAACUCAUAUCACCCCGAGCGUUUCAUGGGCAGCCCUCAGUUCACGAAUGAUCGUUGUGACGUUUUUCAACCAUUCCAUGUGGGACCAAGAAAUUGCCUGGGGAGAAACCUUGCAUACAGCGAGAUGCGUCUCAUUCUCGCCUUGAUCAUGUUUAACUUUGACAUGCAGAAGAACCUUCUGAUGUGGCAAAAACGGCCGCUGAAAGUCUACUUGAAGCCGGUACCUAGAAAUAGUCCGUGA
Messenger RNA from Aspergillus eucalypticola CBS 122712, 946 nucleotides. RefSeq names its product cytochrome P450. Lineage: Eukaryota; Fungi; Ascomycota; Eurotiomycetes; Eurotiales; Aspergillaceae. The record is from RefSeq and is a predicted model, not a curated record. The transcript has 6 exons. Gene Ontology annotation, molecular function: heme binding; oxidoreductase activity, acting on paired donors, with incorporation or reduction of molecular oxygen; iron ion binding. Bases 272 to 946 code for a protein of 224 amino acids.